Messenger RNA from Pelmatolapia mariae (spotted tilapia), 933 nucleotides. It is a transcript of the gene zte38, whose product is annotated as zebrafish testis-expressed 38. The record is from RefSeq and is a predicted model, not a curated record. NCBI's taxonomy places the organism in Eukaryota, Metazoa, Chordata, Actinopteri, Cichliformes, Cichlidae. The transcript is spliced from 12 exons. Bases 1 to 933 code for a protein of 310 amino acids.
AUGGCAGCUGGGAAGAUGCGCAUGAAGAAAAAUAAGGAGGAAACUGCCGAGUGGACGGAGUUAUUCCCGAACGACUUUAAAUCUGCGCAGGAGUCUUUGCUCUUUGUGAAAAGGAUGAUGGUCGUGGCUGUCUCCUCUAUCACCUAUCUCAGGGGCAUUUUUCCAGAGGAUGCCUACAGAUCCAGAUAUCUGGAAGAUUUUUGCAUCAAAAUCUUGCGUGAAAACUGCAACACUCCUGGUGCAGCCAAAAUUGUGAAAUGGUUGAUGGGCUGUUUCGAUGCAUUAGAGAAACAAUACCUCCAGCUUGUGUUCAUUGGGGUCUGCGCUGAUCCUGAUGAACCCAAUCGGAUAAUUGAGUCCUACCACUUCAAAUUCAGAUACAGUGCAAAGGGACCAGAGAUGGACAUACUCAGGAACAACGGUAUAAAGAUGCAAGUGACCAUGGACGACACCAAAAAGGCUUUGGUGCUUCUCAUCAGGAAGCUCUUUCUGCUUAUGCAGAACCUGGACGCCCUCCCCAGCAACGUCUACCUGACCAUGAAGCUCUACUACUAUGAUGAGAUCACCCCUGCUGACUACCAGCCGCCUGGUUUCAAGGAGGGGGAGUGUGACAGUCUGUGGUUUGAAGGCGUGGCCGUGAACUUCAGGGUUGGUGAGGUGGAGACGCCCUUUCACACCUUGAAAGUAGCUGUGUCAGCAGAACAGGAUCGGGUGGAGAAACUUCAGAAAGGAAAUCAUUUGGGGGAGACUAAGCAGGUUUCUCAGGGGGCUUUUCCAGAGAAGGAAAUUGAGAAGAAUCCUCCCAAGAAAAUAUAUGAAGGAGAGGAUCUACCUUCUGAAGACGAGUCUGCACAGUUUAAGAAACCAAGGCGGCCCAUGGCAAAGAGGACUGCAGCUGCCAGAAAUCUUACAAGAAAGAAAAGAAGAAUCUAA